Molecule: messenger RNA, 399 nt
Organism: Glycine soja
Lineage: Eukaryota; Viridiplantae; Streptophyta; Magnoliopsida; Fabales; Fabaceae
Product: loricrin-like
Exons: 2
Coding region: 1-399 (132 amino acids)
Source: RefSeq, a predicted model, not a curated record
AUGGGGACAUGUUGGAGAGUUGGGAUUGGGGAUUGGGGAGACAAUACUCAUCCCCGUCCCGCCCCAUUGCCAUGUCUGGAUGAUGUUAGAGAUACCGGUGGUGGUCUCGAUGGUAAUGACAGUGGCAGUGGUGGUUGUGAUGGAGGUGACAUUGGUGGUGGCGGCAAUGCAAAUGGUGAUGGCAGUGGCGAUGUGAUGGUGGUAACAACAUUGAUGGUGACAACCAAUAAUGAUGACAUUAGUGGUGAUGAUAACAAUGGUGGUGGCGACGAUGAUAGAGAUAGUACUAGUGGUGGUUGUAGCAAUGUCAAUGGUGUUGGGUGCAUUGGUGGUGGUGGUAACAAUGUCAUUGGUGAUAGUGACAUUGAUGGUGAUGAAAGUGGUGGUGGUGAUAUGUAG